AUGUUCUACCUAUUGAUCAUUGUGAUCUAUUUUAAUCAUCACCUGCUGUUACAUACAACAUCAGCAUCAUCAUUAUUAUUUACACUUGAUAAUGUACGAUAUUCAUUAUCAGAUCGUGUAUUAACAAUACCUAAAUUAGGUGCUCUUCGUGGUAUACAUAUUGAUUAUGAGAAUGAAUAUUAUAAAAAAUAUAAUCUUGUAAAUAUUGAAGCAUUUCUUGGUUUACAAUAUGGUUUAUAUCAUGGAAGAUUUGAACCAUCAAAAGAACGUUUUGAAUUACAUCCAACAACAAAAGUUAAUAAACAAAUAUAUUUUGGACCUGCUUGUGCACAAUAUAUAUGGACAAAUCAAAGUGAAUUAAUACGUAUACGUACAGAAAAUUUUGCUAAACAAUAUUAUCCAAAAUUAUUAAAAUAUAUACAAAAACAAAAUGAACAACAAUGUCUUUAUAUGAAUAUUUAUCAACCACAAAUCAAAAAUUUAAAAGAACCACUUCCAGUGCUUCUCUUUAUUCAUGGUGAUGGUUAUGACAUCGGUACGGGUGCAGCUUUUGAUGGAGCUAUAUUUGCUAGUUAUACGAAAGCAAUUGUUGUUACAAUCAACUAUCGACUUGGCCCUUUCGGUUUUCUUUAUCUAUCACGUGAGAAUAAAGGUGAUUAUGCAUUACAUGAUAUAUAUACAUCAUUACAUUGGCUAAAAAAUUAUGUGACAAAUUUUAAUGGUGAUCCAGAUCGAAUUACAUUAUAUGGAACAGGAUCAGGAGCUGUAUUGGCUAGUCUUGUUGUUAUGCUUGAAACUGUCAAUGGUGGUACAGGAACAAUAAAACGACGUAAAUCUUUAGUUCAUCGUCUUAUAUUAAAUGAUCAAACAUUUCUUUCUCCAUAUAUGACAUCAAUUGUAAAUGAAAUUUCAUCAUAUCAACGAGAUAUUUUAUCAGAUUUAUCAUGUUCAACAUUAUUAUGUUUACGUAAUGAAAGUUUAAUAAAAACAAAAGAUUUAUUAGAAUUAAAUACAUAUUCAAAAAAUUAUGGAUAUAUAAAUUAUAUUAAACCAUUAGAAUAUCCAUUUCCAUUUUUUAAUUCUUUUCUUGAUACAAAAAUUGAUCAUAUAAAUUCAUUACGCAUGAAAUUUUAUCAUCAAUCAAAUACACUUUUACCAGAAAAUCUUCAUAUUUUAUUAACAAUAUCAUCAUCAAUUAAUCAUUCAUUAUUUCAAGAAAUUAAUAUCAAUAAUAAUAAUAAUAGAAAUAAUAUUAUUGAAGAUUUAAUUAAUUAUGCAUAUACAAAAUGGAAUAUAAAAACUAAUGAAUAUUAUUUUGAUAAAUAUUUAUUUAAUUAUCAUCAACAAAUUCUAGGACCAUUACUUAAAUAUUCUAAAUAUGUUUCAAAUGAUCGAAAUAUUCAUAUAUUAGAAAGAUAUUCAAAUAAAUAUCAAUCUGAAUUACCUUAUACAUUUGGAUAUGUUUUAGCACCAUCAAUGAGUGUUUUUAAUGAUACAUAUUUAAAUGCAGAUGAAAAUGAACGAAUUGAAAGUAUGAAAAGUAUGGAUUUAUUUGCUAAUUUAAUACAUAAUGGAGAUAUUAAUAUAAAAUCACCUUAUCAUCAAAAUAUACAAUAUGAAUCAAUCGAAAAAUGGCAUCCAGUUUUUCCAGAAUUUAAUUUUAUACUUCUUAAAAAUGGUAAUUUAAGUCAAGUUCGUGGUUAUCAUGCUGAAGUUCAUUAUCUUUUUAAUAAUAUAAUUGUAAAUCAUAGUGAAAAUUCAUUUGAUAUUAAUUUAUUAAAUACUUGGAAAACUCUAUAUGAUGUAUCUCAUAAAAAAAAUCAAUCAACAAAUAUUUAUUCAUCAUUAUUAACAAGACAAUUUUCACCAUUAUUUGAUUCAAAUAAUAAUAAUAAUAAUAUUAAUAAUCAAAAAUAUAUAUUUAUUCUUGCUUUAAGUACUUUUAUAUUAUUAAUAGUUAAUUUAUGUAUAUGUAUUAUUUUAUCAAGACGUGGACAAGGUUGUAGAAAACGUGAAUAUAAUUGUCUUAAUGAUCAUAAACAAUUAAAUCUUGUUAAUCAAUCUGAACAACAUAAACAUCAACAACGACAUGGUGGUUCAUCACCAUCAAGUACAAAUAGUAAUGGUACAAUAACAAUUGAUUCAACACAACAAUUAAUUGUUAAUACAAAUUCAAAUGAACAAGAACAUCAUUCAUCAUCACCAUUAUCAUCAUUAUUAUGUACAACAAAUAGUAGUAUUAAUAGUACAUCACCUAUUGAUGUAUUACAUCCAAUAAAUAUAACAAAAAAAAAUGGAAUAUUAAAAUGUUCAUCAAUAAAAAAAACUAGUGUACUUGUUGUAGCAUCAUCUUUACCUGAAGCUAUUGUAUAA
Molecule: messenger RNA, 2373 nt
Organism: Rotaria sordida
Lineage: Eukaryota; Metazoa; Rotifera; Eurotatoria; Philodinida; Philodinidae
Source: the annotation of a GenBank genome assembly